Sceloporus undulatus (fence lizard) is the source of this 8249-nucleotide messenger RNA. RefSeq names its product glucuronic acid epimerase (gene GLCE). The transcript is spliced from 4 exons. NCBI's taxonomy places the organism in Eukaryota, Metazoa, Chordata, Lepidosauria, Squamata, Phrynosomatidae. Gene Ontology annotation, biological process: heparan sulfate proteoglycan biosynthetic process. Bases 1179 to 3131 code for a protein of 650 amino acids. The record is from RefSeq and is a predicted model, not a curated record. Gene Ontology annotation, cellular component: Golgi apparatus. Gene Ontology annotation, molecular function: heparosan-N-sulfate-glucuronate 5-epimerase activity.
CUAUAUGACCCUCCUUUCCUGUCCAGUUUUGGCUUCCAUCACUUACUAUCAUUGAUCGAAGUUCAUGCUAUUAUGGGAGGGUUUUGCUCCAAUUAUCCAAAGUGGCAUGUCAGGUAGGAGGGUUGCAGGUCCUUUCUUUGCAGAUGUGAAAAUCAGAGUGUCAAAAUACUCCGAGAGCUGAGCUGAUGAUGUUGGACUUGUUCCCUGGAUGAGGAUAUAAUUCCACAUUGCCAUCCUCUGAGGCUGCCUUACUUGAAAUAACAUCACUCUGCAAUCAUAGGGUUUGGGUUGUUUUGUUUUUGGGGUUGUUGAAUGUUGAGUCGACACUUACAAGUCAAGUCCACUUACGCAAUAGAUCUGCUCUAGCUUACUGUAGCCAACAUAGAUUUGGGCCUGAUAGGAUUGCCUAGUAUUUGGCCCCAGAGAUGAGUCCCUACCAAUGUUGCCCACAUUGGACUUGGUUCUGAACUUGGUUUGCAAAUGAGGAAUGUGAUGAUGACACAUAUGUGAUUAAAAUAGGUUGUAGGUCUUUGGGGAAGGGACUGCGCCUGCCCCAUUCUUCCUAUCUGUGUAAGAGAUCCCCCAAUGUUUGCAUGGUUAAAGGGAGUCCAUUUUGCUCUUUCUCCAUUCAGCCAUCUCAGUUUUUUUAAUCAUAAAUGCAUGUUCCAAAUGCAUGGGGAAUGCAUCUGGGGAAAAGCAGAACAAGUGCUGGGAGGACGAGAAAAGCGGAUGAAUGAAUUCAUCUCAAAAGUAUUCCCUCCUUUUGGGCAGAGGGUUGCCUCUAAAAGGCAGCUUCCACCAGCCUCUCCUUUGCCAGUUCCCUGCUUUGGUGGCCUCUGCGUUCAUUUUAAAGCCAGAUUAGCCUGGCGUAGAUUUUGAAAGUAAACAUGGGCCUUAUCUCGGUGUAGCAGAAAUCCUGCUCUUUACAUUUAAAGGCUGGCUUCUUUCGUUUUUCCCUCGUCUUCUUCAUGCCUCCAAAAGAAGAUUGCAUGAAGUGCCUGGAGAAAUGAGAAACGUUGGCCUUUCAUUCUGGAUUAAGAUGGGGAAAAGACUUGAAACACUCCUCUUGGGUGGUUUGGGCAUUUAGCCUCCUGAUAACAGACUAACCGGGUAGAUUUUCGCUCCCCUUCCCUACCCAGGUCACGUCUUCUCACCUGCUGACACCAUCAGAAGUUUAGAUGCAAAAAAAAGAUCCUCUUUUGUCCCAUUUGUCUUUUAUCUCAUUGACUCAUUUGUCCCUGAUCUACUGGAAAUGGACCUAUCUCGGGUACGAUGUGAAUAUGCGUUGCUUGGCGGCUCGGAUCAACUACAAGACCCUGAUCGUCAUCUGCGUCCUCUUUGCCUUGGUGACGGUGCUGUUGUGGAACCGGUGCUCCAGCAGCCAAGCGGGGCCCUUCCUGCGCGGCCCCAUCAGCAGCUUCCGGGCCGAGGGGCCAGAAAAGUGGGCGGCCGCCUCGGAGAGCAACCACGGCGAUGCCCCUGCCCCGGCCAAGCAGCAGAGCGAGGAGGCUUCUCCCCAGGAGCAGCAGAAGGCCCCGCCGGUGGUGGGGGGCUUCCACGGGAACAAGUUCCUGGGGCUCAAGUACGAAGAGAUUGACUGCCUGAUCAAUGAUGAACACACCAUCAAGGGCCGGCGGGAGGGUGGCGAGGUCUUCCUGCCCUUCUCCUGGGUGGAGAAGUACUUUGAGGUCUACGGGAAGAUUGCCCAGUACGACGGCUACGACCGCUUCGAGUUCUCCCACAGCUACUCCAAGGUCUACACACAAAGAUCCCCCUACCACCCAGACGGGGUCUUCAUGUCCUUCGAGGGGUACAACGUGGAGGUCCGCGACCGGGUGAAGUGCAUUAGCGGCAUCGAAGGUGUGCCGCUGUCUACCCAGUGGGGACCCCAAGGCUAUUUCUACCCCAUCCAGAUUGCCCAGUAUGGACUCAGCCAUUACAGCAAGAACCUGACCGAGAAGCCUCCGAAUAUCGUGAUGUACGAGACGGCUGAGGAGCGGGACCAAAGCAGCCGGCCGGGGGACUGGACCGUCCCGAAGGGCUGCUCCGUCACAACACUGUCUGACAAAUCCAGAUUCACAAACGUCAAACAGUUUGUCGUCCCAGAAAGCUCUGAGGGAGCAUCACUACAGCUGGGGAAUGCAAAAGAUUUCAUUAUUUCUUUUGAUCUCAAGUUCGUAACGAACGGGAGCAUUUCGGUGGUUCUGGAGACGACCGAGAAGAACCAGCUCUUUACCGUGCACUACGUCUCCAACACGCAACUGAUCUCUUUUAAGGACAGGGAUAUUUCCUAUGGCAUCGGGCCCAGGACUAGCUGGAGCACAGUCACGCGAGACCUGGUGACGGACUUAAGGAAGGGGGUCGGUCUCUCCAACACGAAAGCGGUCAAGCAGACCAAAAUCAUGCCCAAGAAGGUGGUGAGGUUGGUGGUGAAGGGCAAGGGCUUCAUCGACAACAUCACUAUUUCCACCACGGCUCAUAUGGCCGCUUUCUUCGCUGCCAGCGAUUGGCUGGUGAGGAACCAGGAUGAGAAGGGCGGCUGGCCCAUCAUGGUGACCCGGAAGCUGGGAGAAGGCUUUAAAUCCUUGGACCCAGGCUGGUACUCAGCCAUGGCCCAAGGACAGGCCAUUUCCACCUUGGUCAGGGCUUACCUGUUGACGAAAGAACACACCUUCCUCGGUGCAGCCUUGCGGGCGACCGCACCUUACAAGCUCCCAUCAGAGCAACACGGCGUGAAGGCUGUCUUCAUGAACAGACACGACUGGUACGAGGAAUACCCGACGUCGCCCAGCUCCUUUGUGCUGAACGGGUUCAUGUAUUCCCUGAUCGGCUUGUACGACUUGAAGGAGACGGCCGGCGAGAAGCUGGGCCGGGAAGCCAAGCUCCUCUACGACCGGGGCAUGGAGUCCCUGAAAGCCAUGCUCCCGCUGUACGACACAGGUUCAGGGACCAUCUACGACCUCAGGCACUUCAUGCUGGGGACAGCGCCCAACCUGGCCCGCUGGGACUACCACACCACCCACAUCAACCAGCUCCAGCUCCUCAGCACCAUCGACGAGAGUCCCAUCUUCAAGGAGUUUGUCAAGAGGUGGAAGAGCUACCUGCGAGGCGGCCGGGCCAAGCACAACUGAGCCAAGCAGAGCUGGUCAACCAAAAAGGGUGGUGGUUUUUCUCCCUCGGUGGUGGUGCUUGGGAGCGGACACAGCUGUUUUGUAAAGGUGGUGGUGGUGUCUGAAAACUCUGUGCGUGCGUGCGCGUGUGUGUGUACUUGUGUGCUUUUUAUAAAAGAGACUUGUUUUCAAAAAAAGAAAAAAGUGAUCCUUAAAACCCAUCCUUUUAAACAAUUGCAUUCCAGUGGUUGAAUACUUUAGAGCAAGGUGGGCAUAGGGCAGGCCGUAUGUGGCCCCGGGCACCACUUCUCUGCCCUCACCAGUCCCCCAAACCUGUCCAGUCCCCUCCCGUUCAAAGGAAAAAUCACAAUUUUCAGGCAGUUUUUUUACCUAAAUCCGUGAGCAUAGCAGAACUCUUUACUCUUCCAAAACAUCUCUAUUUUUCUCUACUGUCUCUCACCAAAUGGUGGGAGAAAGUGACUUGAUGUCACUGUGUUGCCAUUUUGAGAGGGGCUGCAGAGGAAAGAGGGGUAUUUGGGGCUCGGUGUGUGUGGAAAAAGGCACCUUGGUCCCCCAUGCCAUUGCCCUGCCCUUCUAUAUAGCAUUGGAGGCGCCAUUUCUAAGCAGGCGUCCAACAAGAAGGACCGAAUCAAGGCUUAGUUCACUUACAGUGGUCCAUCAUGAUUUGUGUGCAUUAUACAAUAUGUUUGUACUUCAGACAACCUUUAAUUUUAUGGGGUUUUUUAAGGCCAAAAAAAAAAUUACAGAAAUCAUAAUUGUUUUUGUUUCCCAGUGAAUUUGGGGGGAAAUGCUAGAAUAUACCUCUUUUAAAAAAAGAAAGAAAAGAAAAAUAUAAUUCCUAUUCCUUUGAUCCAAGAUUUUUACAACUGUGUGUUACCACGACAGAAGCCUAUCGACUUGUAACCCAGAGUGUGAAGGUUGUCUGUUUUUCUAAAUAUAUAUUUUCCCCUUUUGUGGGGAAGUUCAGAGCUGUUUGGUUAAAGAUUCUGUAUAUUGAGACAUUAUUUCAGAGAUUUGUUUUCUUUAGAGAUGUACCGUUUUCUAAAGAUACGCUUUUGGGGUUGAUGUUCCACCAGGAAUCUCUGCGAAGGCUCCGCGAGGAUAGCGAGGAGGACUACGCAGAGACGCAGACACACACCUGUGUUGUUGUGUGGCUUCUGUUUUUCCUUGCCAAAGUGUGGCUUGUGCCGGAAGCGCCUGGUGGAUCACAUCUGCAGCCCAUUGGGAUAUUUUCGUUCUGUAAGCACAACCGGAAGCAGGACUGCACAAAAAUGGGGCCAUCUUGUCUGAAGCUGGUUCUGCCGUCUCACGUUUUUAAGUUCUGCUAACACCUUUUCCCCCAUCCUAUUCUUCCCCUUGAUAUUUCUCAUUGAAAGAGUUCUCUUUUUCCGUUCCUCGCAGGAUUUGGAAUGGCUACUUUCCAUCCUUGGUACUUGCAGAAACUAAGUGCAAAUUAUUGGAGGGAAAAUGGUCACCUUCAUUUGCACUUUUUCUUCUCUAGACUGUGAAUCUACAAAUGAUUGUUGUUUAGUUUGCUUUUGCAGUGUCUUUCAUUUUGGCAAGAUGGAUCAAGUAUGCAGAGCUGAUUGUCCUAAGGCAGAGAUUCCCAAACGUUGGUUCUCCAGAGGGUCUUAUCUUCUCUCUACCCAGAGCCACAGCAUGGGCUUCUUUGUACGUUCCCAAUCCCAUAGCGCCCUGAAAUGGCUCUUCAGCAUUCCUACCCCACUAAAGAUUGACAGGUCACGAAGGACUAGUAGCAGUCCCUUAAGGGUUUCCGUUCAGGUAUACGACCAUUGCACAAGAACCUUAUAUCGGUACAGUUCCUCUCCUCUGGUCGAGUGGCUUUGCUCAAUCUGUGACAACACUCUUUGGCUGCUCUGCUAUGAACCCAAAUAUUUCAGUGGGUCUUCUGCUAUGUUACAAAUCCUUGGAGACUCAGGAGGAGAGUUGCCUUGGAGAGGGACCCCAGUGCCCCCAGCAUCAACCCUUUGCAAAUUUCUUGUACUCUUCUCUCCAUUUCUUCUGCUAUAAAAAUAUAUAUCUUUUGUUUUGCAAGUGUCUUCCUGGCUCCUUGCUGCUGAGAAGCUGAUGGCUUGAGAAGCCCAGUCUGUACAAAAACAUCUUGAUAAUGAUUUGGUCAGGAAAGGAGCGCCUGAAAGGCUUUCUAUUCCUAUAGACACAAUUGCCACUGAGAGGUAUUUUUGGAAAUUGCCUGACUCCUCCCAAGUGAGCCAGGUCCAUAGAGACGUUGUCGGCCUUUUUAAUAUACUCUGUGAGCUUUGCAUCUCACACUUCAGAUGCCUUCUAGCAAAAUUGGGCAACUCUUGCUGGGGAUUUUCUUUUCUCCCCUUUUCCUUCUCACAUUGUAGUACAUACAGGAUACCAAAAGUCCAUCAGUAGUCUGGAAGGAUGUUAGAAACUCCUGAGCGCCUGAGCUUUUCAGGGUGUUAGAAUUAUAUCACACACAUUUGUUUUUCAGAGUGUGAUGCCAUCUCUUGGGAGGCUUCCAAAUCUUUCCCAGUUAUUUAUCCUUCUCUUUGGUUAAAUGUGCAUUUGUUUCCCCCGCCCCAUGUCAUGUUUCUACGCAAGUCUGGGAAAACACUAAAUUGCUUCUCGGCACUAGAAAUAUAAAACCAAACGUUGGUGCUAACACAAGAGCACAACAGUUUUAGAUGAGGGUGGGAAACUGUGUAUGAGCCAUGGGUCGACCUCACCCCAAAGGCACCGAAAUAUCUUCCUUUUCCUCUGCUUCACCUUCAAAAUGGUGGUAGGAAGUAGCAUCCCAUUACUUCAUGUCACCAUAAGGAAGGAAAUGAAUGUAUUCAGCAGGAAGUUAGAGAGAGGAUGCAUUUGUCUGCAUGCGUUUCAGAGGGUUUGGGUUGAGAUUUUUACCCCCAAAUCAUAGCAGUUUUUUAAAAAAUGAAUGGAUUCAGGUACCCCAAAAGUGGAGGCAGUGGCCCUGUGCAGCCUAUGGGCUACGACUUCCACACUCCCGGUUUACAAUAAUCAUGGUGCUAGCAAUUUGGAAAAGCAUUCUGGGCACUAUUCACUGCACCCAAAGGAGCCCACCUGCUUUCUUGCUUUGUUCUUCUUUUCCAGAGAUCUGGGUAUGAAUCUAAGCAAGAAAGGACCGGUGCCCUUACAGAAUAAUGUAAAGAUGCACUUCUUGGAGGUGCUGUAUGUCAGGGAUUGGCGUUGCUCUCCAAAUGUUGUUGAAGUGCAAUGCCCCAAAUCCCUGAUAGUUGAAUUCAUUGGGAGUAGUGAUCCUAACUGCAUUUGGAGGGCUGUGUGUUGUCUGUUUUUGCUGUGUAUGAUUUGUGAAAUUUUGCAGAUUGAGGUUUGAGGGUCAGAUAUGUAUGCAGCCUGCAGAGAGGAAGUUAGUGGUGUGGAGUGAAUUCAGAUAAUUGUCGGAUGGAUUCACAUCUUGGGAGAGCCAGGCCUUGGGAGUUAGCCAUCUCUGACGCUGUUGAGGUCCCUUCUUUGGGUGCUGUGAAAACAGUCUGGAAUGGCCCACAGAUUGGGGUAGAUCUGAGCCUUGGAUGCAUGAUGCCAAAGUGUAUUGUGCAGAAUGAGUUGUUUUGCACAUCAUGGCCAUCCAGAUUCUGUGCAAACAUCCCUGGGAAGCAAAUACUGCUUUAGUGAUCUGUUAGUGCCUUAACCAUGCGGCCAUAACUUUCUCUUGCAGCUGGGAAAGAUUUAAAUAAUGACUUUGAUGGUUCUGGGGUUGUUGCCCCCUGUCUACCCCAGGUGUGCAAAGGUUUGUUGGUUAGCCUGAGAGCAACAGUUGGGACAAAGAAGACUUAAAGGUAUUUGAAUUGUGCCGUCAGCCACUGUAGCAUCUCUUGGUUUGCUUGCAUGGGACUGGGCUCACAUCGUCACCCAUCGUCCAGCAUUGUAGCCCAUUGUAGCUCCAGGUUGGAAGCAGCAAUCGGAUGGAGGGUGGAGAAAGCUAUUUCUCAGGCUAGUGUCUUUGAGGAUCAUCUUGGGAGAAAUGGGAAUUUCAGUUGUGUCGUGUUUUGGUACGGAGUCUAUGGCAUGGCGUGACAUCCCUGAUGGUUUUGAGCAUCUUUUUACAACUCCUUCCAUCUUUCCAAAUCUUUGCCGUGGACUCGCCUUCCCAUGCAGGGUGCCCCUUUCCCUGCCUUUUUCGGAGCGCUAUAUCCGCACCAAUAUGGCACUAGGUUCACGAAGAGUUGGAAAGAUGUCAAAGAUGGUUUGAGAAAACCAUGGCUUAGCGUUACUGCAGGUGAAGAUUUGACUUCGUACUGUGUUUUGGAUCCCAAAAGAGGGGAGUGGAAGCAGAAUUCAUGCAAUGGGGAAGGGGAAGGUUUGGGUUCCUGCCUUUGGGCAUGGGCUGUCUCCAUGCUGAACUUUUUCCUAUUUGUGUAGGGAAGUGGACGAGGGGCAAAAAGCAAAAAAGCAAAAUUAAAGUUUAUUAUUGUGGGUUGUGUGUGUGUGUGCGUGUCAUGGGGAGUAUUUUGGGUGCCAGAAGCGAUACAAAAGCAUGAAGUCUGGUACGCUGGGAUUUGGAGAGCUAGGCCUUGAGAUCCCUUGUUGGCUCAGCCUUUUUUUCUUUUGCGCCAUGGUGCCAAAAUGUUUUCUCACAAGAAACAAGGUGCAUGUUGGGAGAUGCAGUCCAGUAACAGACAAGCACAACCUUUGGCGCGCAGCUAUUUCCCUCGCCGUCCUUACGAGGCUCACCGAAUGCUGCUGCUUUUCAUCCACCAAUUACGUCUUUAUUUUAUCUUUGAACAUUAUUGUUGUCAUUAUCCCUCUUGUUGUUAUUAUUUACUUGCUCUCUCUUUUUCGCUUGUACAUGUGGGACUGACACCAUGUGUUAAAUAUGCAAUAAAUUGUUUACAGGACGCGCUUCGAAAGGCGCAGAGUCCUUUGUAAAGCUGUACAGACUUUGUGGUUUAAGCACAAUGUGCACAGGUUAGUUUUCUAUAAGGCAAAACAAGGUUUUUUGCAGCGGGAAAAGCCCUAUUAUGUUUAUAUAUAUAUACAUACGAAUAUAAAUAUAUAUAUAAAUAUUAAAAGAAAAGCAAAUGAACAAAACUUUGUGCUUCAUGUAAAGCUGCUUUAUAAAAUUGUAAAAUAAAAGAGUUUUUAAUCUUA